Messenger RNA from Meleagris gallopavo (turkey), 1854 nucleotides. NCBI's taxonomy places the organism in Eukaryota, Metazoa, Chordata, Aves, Galliformes, Phasianidae. The record is from RefSeq and is a predicted model, not a curated record.
AAACUACUUUCCAUAUGUUUUUAGUAAGUUUUUGACUCCUGUUAUUGAUAUAGUUUACAUGUGACUUUUAGAAAACUUAAGACUGUUUAAAGCUUUUUCUUACUCAUAAUUUUGUCUGCUGCUGAAGCUAUUAUUUCAAGGUUUGUUUUCCUCAUGCAGUGGUCAUCCCCACCAGAAGCUAUUGAACGCUUUAAAUCUCAAGAAAUCUGGCUCGCUCCACCUCAGUUCUAUGAAUUAUGUAGGCUGUGCAACUUCUCCUCGCUGAAUGAUUUACACAAGUUCAACUCUGAUCGAGCUUUAGAAGGAUGCGAACGUUGGCUGCCUGUGACAUUAACUGCUGCAGAUGGCUUCAUUCAGCUCUUACCAGGUGAUGAGUUAUACCCUGAAGACCCAGAUUAUACAGGCGAAAAGAAAAUAACUUUGUCAACAGAUAAGACAGUUGAAGAUCUCAUGAAAGAGGGUAGUAUAUUUCACAGGAUAGUAAUAAAAAAUACCAAUACUCUUGCUGUCUAUGUUAAUAUUCAAGCAAAAUAUAAACAUAUGAAUCCAUUGAUGAUAAACACUGAUAGUUCAAGCUACAAUAGCAGAUUAUAAUGUAUUUGAUUUAAAGUUGGAGUAUGUUUGAUUACAUGCAUAUUCACUGUGUUUCUUAUCAUUUCUAACAGCUUCCAAGUAUUCAGGCCAGUAGACUUAAAUAUUCCUUGCCAAAGCAUUUCAUAUGAUUGUAGGUUUUAGAUUUGUAUAUCUAAUUCUUUGAGUCUUUGAAAUUGCAUAGUUGUGCCAGUUGUGACCUUCAGAAGCUACUGAAAAUUUAACACAAUCACCAAUUGAAUUAUCUGGAGAAACUUGAAAGUGAUUUGAUACCAAUUAUACUGAGCAAUUACCAACUUAUUCUACUUACAUAUUAGUAGUGGUAUUCCAGCUGGUCUGUUGAGUCACAGAGGUCCUUUUCUCCCUGAAAAUUAAAGUGUAUCAUAUGUUCAAAACAAGUAUGCUUUGAGUUGAAGAAUUAUUUUACCAUUCUUCUAAAGUUGCGUGUUAGACAGUUGUAACAUAUGUCUACAAAUGAACGAAUCUCCUGCUCCAUUCCUAUUGAACACAUUUCAUAUUUUGGAAAAACUGUGUAUGUGCGUAUAUAUAGAUUUGUUAGCUAACGUUAAAUUUUUUACUGAGAGGGUGGUGAGGCACUGGCACAGCUGCCCAGAGAAACUAUGGGUGCCCCAGCCCUGGAGGUGCUCAAACCUGAGCUGGUGGGGACGGCCCUGCCCAUGACAAGGGGAUGGAACUGGAUGGGCUUUAAGGUCCCUUCCAACCCAAGCCUUUCUAUGAUUCUAAGAAAUAUUUAUUACAAACAGCAUUUGUAUUUGAUAAAAUGAAAUAAUUUAUGUUAAUGAUAACUUAUGCAAAACAUCACAAUUUUCAAAAGUAGAGAUAACUUAGACAAACUAUCAUCUAUCAGAUUGAGUACAAACAUUCUUCUUAUUCAUUCUAACCUUUACCUUCAAGUUACUAGUAAUUUUAAAAGAAAAAUGAAUUUUCAGCUCAAAAAGAUUUCAGAAACUUCAGGAAAUAAUGUACUGCCUUGAAAACAACUACUUCCACAUUUCAGCAUCCCACAUAAUGCUUCUUAACAUGUCUUUGAGAUUUAAAGACUUCAGAGGAAGGUCAGCUACUCUUUGAUCUUUUAUUUGAGGGCAGGAAGCAGUAAGUGGAGUAUAUGGAGCUGUGAUGUGAUAUCUUCUUCAUCUGGAAGAAUGACUUGCAAUGAGACAGUAAAGCUGUUCUGAAAGCUUUGUUUCAACGUUUGUUCUGUAUUUCAAUUAAAAUAAAAUUUUCUGCAGUAUUUUCAUUAUA